Molecule: messenger RNA, 2677 nt
Organism: Sphaerulina musiva SO2202
Lineage: Eukaryota; Fungi; Ascomycota; Dothideomycetes; Mycosphaerellales; Mycosphaerellaceae
Exons: 2
Coding region: 119-1669 (516 amino acids)
Biological process (GO): autophagy of peroxisome; autophagosome assembly; piecemeal microautophagy of the nucleus
Cellular component (GO): phagophore assembly site; Atg1/ULK1 kinase complex
Molecular function (GO): protein kinase activator activity; molecular adaptor activity
Source: RefSeq, a predicted model, not a curated record
AGCAUGACCAACCACUAUCCAUCUUAUUACAGAUCCAAUGUUUCUCGCUGAUUUUGGAACUGUCUCCGGUCAAUUCAUCUAAAGUGGAAUCGCUGGCAGCGACGAACGUGUCAGCGAUAUGAGCUCGUCAUCUACCACCACAUCAGCCGAACAUUCUGCGUCGCCAUCGCCAUCGCCGUCGCCAUCACCACCGCAGUCGCCCAUCAUAGACCAGGCGCCAGGCUUGCAGGAUCUGAUAACGCAUUUUGUGAACGCGAAGAGAUCUCUCACCGCCACCAGCCAUGUCUAUCGUGCUAAUGAGCUCGUCACGAAUUCCAGGUCGCUCAUAGAGGAAAUAGCCAUCCUCAAUGCCAAGAACAUUUACGUCAGACGACGCGUGGAUGAGCAAGUCGAGACUCUGAGUGCCAUCCGAGAAGCCCUGGUGGAAGAUGGCAGCCAGGUCUCCAAUGAGUUCGAUCAAACCAUCGCGGACCUGGACAAGGCUCACGCGCGACUGGACAAGACCUUGACCCAGCUGCGAAAGACUAUUGUAUCUGAGAGGCAUCCUUUGUCACGACAGCGUACGAAUGACACAAUCACAGACGCUUCCACAACUGUAGAUGAGGAUGAGAACAAGACGCUGUUCGACUUCAUUGAUGAAGACACCCACGACACUUUGUUGUCUGCUCUGCGUGAUCUGAUAGACCACUACAACAAUGCUCGGGGCGAUCUGAACGAUAGUCUGUCCACCUUUGACUUGUCCCUCCAUUCCAUUACCGACAGACUUGCGGAAACCGUGGAUGGUGGGGGCACGUCCACACUCUCGCCGGACAAACCCACCAUCUACGAUAACGGGCCACCGCCUUCCAUUCCCCAGCUGUUUCGCGACAUGGAAGAACACGCCACAGAAAUGGCAGGUCUGCUUGACAACCUAGUCAACCAUUAUGACCUCUGUGUCCGAGCUCUUCGCUACACCGAAGGCGGUGGCGAGGCCGCACGAGCAGCCACAUUAGAUAUGAAGGACGCCACUCCAGGCGCAGAGGAGAGCUUAUACCGCAAGACCGUCGCCGAACCCAUCUCCGACCACGAACGAACCGAAAUGCUUCACGUUCUCGUCAAAGACGCACAUGAAGUGGAUGACGUGAUCGUGGAGAUUCGCGACCGAGCCGCGGAGAUGGAAGAUCAAUAUUCCUUGCUUGCGAAACACGCCGCCAAAGUUCAAAGCCAGAGUCAUACUAGUAAGCAGGUAGUAGAGAGCAUCCGCGAAAUCCGCGCUGCCAUACCAACUCAACUCGAGGCGGCGGGACAUUUCCGUGCCAGAUGGGAGGGAAUCAGAGUGGAGAUUGCAGGCAAGACGAAAGAAUUGGCAGAACUCAGCAUUUUUUACGAACAGUUUCUGUCGGGCUAUGGGAAACUUCUGCGAGAGGUGGAAAGGCGGAAAGUGAGUGAUUUGGCCAUGAGGAAGAUUGCAGACAAGGCUCGCAAAGAGUUGGACCGAUUGAGUGAGACUGAUCGCCUGGCUAGAGAGGAGUUCAUGGAGGAUGUCGGUGUCUAUCUGCCACGAGAUCUGGGAGUCUGGCACGGUUUGGAUGACGAUGGAAUGAGAUGGGAAGUCCGACCGGUGUAUGAUGAGCAUGUUGGAGAAGAGGAUGCGGGAGCAAGUCAGCCGAGACUGAUGGAUGGGUCGUGAGUAUGUACAGGUAGUUCUCUGCACCUAUGGCAUCCCCGGCGACAGUGCAGGCGGAUGCAUACCGUUUUACUUCCCACCCGUGCCCGCAUGUUGCGCUUCCUGUCAUGUCUGCUACCAGCUUGCUCUAAUGUCGUAGCUUGGGUAUUGUCCUUUCCAGUCGCAUCCUUGCACUACGCCUCAAACGCCAUACCCGCUGCUCUCCACUGGCGCAGUGAGCCAGGGUUCACAAAGCCCAGGGAACUCAAUCCUCAAGAUCAGCUCGAUCACGCCCGCUGUCCACAAUUCGUGGCACCGUUUCCAGCACGACUGCUCCACUCAAGCACUGUGCGGCUGCCAUGCUUUCUGUGGCGUGUAUCUCAGUCGUAGCUUGACUUCCACGCAGUCCAGCCAAUCCAUAUUGUCACGCCCUUUUCUUUUUUCUUUUAAACUCCACCGCCUCAUCUCCCCUGAUCAUACUCGUCUCCAUACUGCUUAUCCCCAAUCUGUUGUUUUCCAAAGCCACCCCUUCCAGGAUCAUAUUCCUCACGAUACUCAUCUCUCACUUGACCCCCACUUCUCCCUCGCCCAUACUGUCUGCCCUCGGAAAAUCCCUCGUCCAGGUCCGUUCGAAUAAUUCUCUCGUCUAAUUUCGUCCCUCCCACAUACUUGAGACAAUCCAGCGCGUCUUCGUGCGUGUAGUAUUCUACGAAACAGAAUCCACACGGUGUCUUUGCGAAGCGAUCGAGACCCAUGACUAGACGUUUGAUCUCUCCGCAGGUGCUGAAGAGGGAGUGGAUUUGUUCUUCGGUGGUGUAGAAGGAGAGAUUGCCGACGUAGAGGGUGGUCGCGUUUUGGAGCUUUUCUUCGAGGUCGGGAGACGCUGCGCGAGCGGAGCCAUCGGUGGGUUCAUCGGCCGGGUUGCGCUUACGUUUCUUGUACUUGCUCAUGGCAUAGGAAGACGGCUUGUCGAGACGCUCGACCGUACUGCGCAUUUGAAACUGCGACACCAUCUUGCCAGAGGAGAUUUUG